AUGCACGUGUCCCAUCCCAUUGCACCUACUCUGGAUCUUCCCCAACCGCAACAGCUUCCAUCUCCACCUCAGUCGCCUCCUCCUGAUUUCCUGCCACCCCCUCCUGAUUUCUCGCCACCCCCUCCUGAUUUCUCACCACCCCCUCCUGAUUUCUUGCCUCCCCGAUCACCACCUGGUCCAAUGGCUGAUGAUGAGGAUCCAGACUCAGAAUUCACUGAUGCGAGUGAGCGUUACUAUUGUAUGUAUCACUCGCUCCUCAAUGGACGACCAUGCACAGCUGACGGCGCAUUUCUGCCCCCUGGCACACCACCAACUCCUGUCCCACCAAAGUCUCCUCACGACUGGAGCCCGUAUUGUAAUGAUAUCGAAUUUGCAAUGGCAGAGUUUGUUUUCAAACAAAGUCAUAUGUCUAACAAAGCUACAGACUUAUUACUCGACUUAAUGGCUGCGCAGCUGUUAAAACACAACGACCACCCUCCAUUCGCGGAUCACAAGGAUUUGCACAAGGUCAUCGAUGCCACACAACUUGGCAAUGUCACUUGGCAAUGUCUCUCGGUUCAAUACACAGGGGAACACCCUGAACAUGAUGCUCCUCCAUGGAUGGACAGAGAAUAUGAGGUCUGGUACAGAGACCCCCGCAUGAUGGCGCAUAACAUGUUAGUGAACCCUACCUACAAGGGUGAGAUUGACUAUGUGCCAUUUCGGGAGUAUGAUGCAUUGGACGAUACACACCGAUGGAGAGACUUUAUGUCUGCGGACUGGGCAUGGCAACAAGCUGACGAGAUAUCGAAGGAUCCAAACACACAUGGAUCGAUGUUCGUUCCGAUAAUUCUUGGUAGCGACAAGACCACCGUUUCUGUGGGCACAGGUAAUAAUGAAUAUUACCCCCUGUAUGCCUCGAUCGGCAAUGUGCACAACAAUGUGCGAUGCGCUCAUCACGACACUCUUGUCAUCAUUGGUUUCCUGGCUAUACCUAAAACUGAUAGGCAACAUGCUCAUGACGAUUUGUUUCGUGUAUUUCGCCGGCAGCUUUUUCACUGUUCACUAUCCGCAAUUCUAUCUACCCUGAAGCCUGUGAUGACUGAGUAUGAAGUCCUGUGUUGUGCAGACGGUCACUUUCGACGUGUUAUAUUUGGCCUUGGACCCUACAUAGCCGACUACGAGGAGCAACUGGUGCUGUCCUGUACUGUUAAAAAUUGGUGCCCAAAAUGCCUUGCAAGUCGGGGAGAUCUCGAUGGUGGUGGUCUCUCACGCUGUCGAGAGCAUACAGAUGUCCUCAUACAUGAAAAUAUCCACCCAGAUACAUUGUGGCAUGAAUAUGGUAUCAUAAGUGUUCUCAUCCCAUUCACAAAUGACUUCCCCCGAGCCGACAUCCAUCAAUUAAUAUCAUUUGAUCUCCUCCACCAGCUAGUCAAAGGCGCCUUCAAGGAUCAUUUGGUGGAAUGGGUAGUAAAGUACCUUAGACUUGAGCAUGGGACCAAACGAGGAGACGAGAUCAUGAGCGACAUAGAUCGAAGGUAA
Messenger RNA from Suillus subalutaceus, 1521 nucleotides. RefSeq lists its product as uncharacterized. Lineage: Eukaryota; Fungi; Basidiomycota; Agaricomycetes; Boletales; Suillaceae. The record is from RefSeq and is a predicted model, not a curated record. The transcript has 7 exons. The coding region runs from base 1 to 1521 and encodes 506 amino acids.